Theobroma cacao (cacao) is the source of this 678-nucleotide messenger RNA. RefSeq lists its product as uncharacterized. Lineage: Eukaryota; Viridiplantae; Streptophyta; Magnoliopsida; Malvales; Malvaceae. The record is from RefSeq and is a predicted model, not a curated record.
CUCCUCCAGUCAAACAAAAGGGUAAAUUAUCAACAUUGCUGAUCUAAAAGCAUUUAAGCAAUUAAUACGGAAGAGGUAAGAGAAAGAAAGGAGAAAUGGAUUCUGGGUUAUCCUGGGCUGAUCAAUGGGACUACAACAAUCCUGACCCUUCACCACGAGCAUCCGACAAGAAGAAGAAGAAUGAAGGUUCCAGCAAGAGCAAGUUUAGCAAGUCAAUAUUAAGUUUCAAAUGGAUGAAAGAACUACGUAAGAAAUCUCAGCAAAAAGAUGACGGCAAAUAAGAAGCCGAUCAUCUGCUGUGCUCCUCCAUGGAUCCUCCAACCUCGACCUCAUUCUUAUUGUCUUUUUGUUACAGCUCUUACCACCUCCCCUCUUGAUUCAAUGAUGGAAUUUAUCUAAUUUCUACAACCCCAACCCCUCUUGAUUCAAAAAGAAAAGAAAAACGAUAACAUCUUCUUUACUAGUUUCCUUCUUUUCAUCUUUCAUUUGAUUCCAUAUGUUUCAUUACUUUUGUGGAAUGUUAAAUCAAAAAGGAGAUGAUGAUACUGAGCGCAUCUCUCUCUCUCUCUCUCUCUUUUUCAGGUAUAAGCAUUUAUUUGUUGGUUAUGUGUGUUAUGUUGUAUCUGCUCAUAAUUAAGCUGAUGCUCCCAGAGGGACGUGCAUCUAUGUGUUGAUUGA